AUGCGCCCGCUCUCGUCCUCCUACGCCGCGCUCGUCUUGACCGCUGUCGCCGCGUCUGCCGCUUCAGCGCGCCGCAUGCAGCAGCCGCACGCCUUGCGCGGACUGCAGGCCAACACGAGCCACGUGGACAUGACCGGUAUGGACACGAGCCACGUGGACAUGACCGGUAUGGACAUGAGCAACAUGGCCAUGGCGCCUCCGCCGUCCAUGGCGUCGGGCUCGUCUCCCGGUGGGGACUUUCGCUGCCCCGUCUGCGGCAUGUCGACGCAGGACAUGGGGUACAACAACCUGAACCACGUGGGACUCGAGCACGGGCAGAUCGUCUACACGUGCGGCAUGGAGCCGCGUCCCUUUGACGACUACAAGACGGACCACACGGACACGUCGUACCUGGCGGCCAACGUGGCCGAGUUUAUUGUCAAUUCCACCGCUGCCACUGCCUUUGCCGAGUGCGCAGACACGUGCGACGCGUGCGCCGACGGCAUUCGCGACCCCGUGACAGGGGCCGCCGUCACGACGGCCAACUACCACUACGUCUGCCUCGUGAACGGCCAGAAGAUCUACUUUGCUUCGGCCGCCAGCCAGAACGAGUACCUGAGCAACGUCAACACCGAGCCGCGCUACCUCGUGGACAGCGUCGUGUGCGAAAACAACACGUGUGCAGACGCCGAGAGCAUUACAGAGCUCAGCGCCGCGGCACAGGCGUUUGUACCGGAGCUGUCCACUUCCGGUCGCAACAGCUCAGGCGGUCGGUCGAAUGCCUCGAACUCGACCAGUGACGAUCCAGCGGCUGCCAGCGGGUCAAGCAGCGCGGCGCCCGUGCACUCGUCUAUUGGUGUAGCAGUUGCUCUUGCCAGUGUAUUGGCUGCAGUGGCUGCAGUGAUGUAG
Molecule: messenger RNA, 888 nt
Organism: Hyaloperonospora brassicae
Lineage: Eukaryota; Oomycota; Peronosporomycetes; Peronosporales; Peronosporaceae
Source: the annotation of a GenBank genome assembly